Molecule: messenger RNA, 342 nt
Organism: Xyrichtys novacula (pearly razorfish)
Lineage: Eukaryota; Metazoa; Chordata; Actinopteri; Labriformes; Labridae
Source: the annotation of a GenBank genome assembly
AUGGCUACCGGUCGCAAUACCAGACAAAACCAGGUCUUCAUUGUCAAAUUUCAUUAUCGACAGGACAAAGAGCGUGCCCUGAAAGGCAGAAAAGGCCAGCGCACGUUCCGUGGGCACAACAUUCUACUGUUUCCCGACGUACCAUCCAGCGUUGCCAAAAAGCGUGCAUCGUUUGCUGAUGUGAAACACUCCUUCUGGAAAAGAAACGUGAAGAUGGUCACACAGGACGACGGCAGCCUGCAGGUGGUCCACGAGGGAGUGAGAUAUGUUUUCGACUGUCCGAAGGAAGCGCAGAAAUUUUAUGAUCGAAACUUCCCUGACGAGGCCAUGGAUGGGGAUUAA